This is a messenger RNA of Effrenium voratum, 3006 nucleotides long. The record is from the annotation of a GenBank genome assembly. NCBI's taxonomy places the organism in Eukaryota, Dinophyceae, Suessiales, Symbiodiniaceae.
AUGGUUGUGUUGGCGGUGGUGGUGGUGGUGCUGGUGGUGGUGGUCCGGGAGGUGACCGCCACAGGGGAGUUGUACUUUGUGACUGCCGAGGUUGGCAAUCCAACCGCCUUUGCGCGGGCACUUCGGGAAGAGCACAGCAACAUCUUUGAGCUGUUGCGCAAGAUCGUUCGGCUGGCCGCGCCGAACCUCUAUGAGCUGUGUGAUGAAUGGGGCGUCGACACCGACGGCAAGUUGCUCCUUGAGGAGAAGCUGCGCCACCUGCACCAGCGGCGUUGCAAGCUUCAGCAGCUGCUCUGCUUGCAGAUCUACAAGGCCAGCUGCAGUUCUUGGCUGAAGUGGCUUCUUCUUCCCACAAGACUCUCCCAAGCUGCGUCCUUCAACUUGUUUCUAGCAGUAGAUUGCGCAACCGCCAUUACUGGUUCCAACGCCUCAGCCCUGGCAAACUUCUGCCGCGCCUGCUUUGCUGCAGAGAAGGCUGUGAGUGGACUUGGGAAACCUGCUGCCAAUGAGAAUGGUUGCGCAUUGUGCGGGGCUGCGGUGUCAGCGGACAACAAGUCUCCUGUGGUCAGGGUUUGCUUUUUCUGCUACGAGGAUCAGUGCAAGAUAGAGCUUGCCAUGGAGGAGUCUCAGAAGCAGGCCAGAUCCGACGAGAAUGCCGCCGCGGCCAUCGAGGAGUCUCAGAACUUUGACCGGACCGGCGAGGGCGCAGCCAUUGUCAGUGCGCCGGCUGGAGGCAAGAAGAGGAAGCUGAGCGACAUGGCCCUGCCGGAGCUGGGGUGGAAGCGAAGGGCGAGGGACUCAGAACUCUGUUGGUUUGCCCGCGUGCAGGCACACCGGCAUGGGGCGGAAAAGAGGAUGCAGAAGGACUACAUGGCCCAGUGGCGAGCUUUCAGUGAAAAGCAUAAGCAGCGCUUCAGGGACGAGAUUGCAGGCUACAUGGGGGAGUAUGCUGCAAACACAGAGACGGAGGCAGACAAGCCGCCUCCGCAUGCUCCGCGCUGGGCUGCGUUUGAGAAUGGUGUUGCUUCCGUGGUGCUCCCAGUGGACUACACGCUUGAUGAUCUGCAGGCAGAUUUUGCACAGUAUGCGGAAAAUCCUUCCGCACACGACCAAAAGAGGUGGGAAUUCUACGCUUUGCUGCACCAGCUCUUGGCUCGUGAGUCUUGCCCUAUCACAAGCCCAGCGAAGGCAGCUGAGCAGCUGACAAGCUUGCGUGUAAACAGGCCCUACUUGUACAAGCUGCGCAAGAGCUUCGGGGACGGGGCCCUUCCCUGGGAUGUUCCCGCUCAAUUCAAGAUGGGCCGCACGCCUCAAGAAUCCUUGGGGGAGCGUGAGAAGCAAGACCUUCUUUGCUAUGUGAAGUGGCAUCAAAGAACCGGUACCGCCCUCUCGAUUGAGCAGCUGGAAACUGCGGCAGUUUUGAUGAAGUUAGAAAAGCUGGGUGAGAUCGGCGCGGACGAGUGCGGGGAUGACUUAGAAGCAAAGCUCGCUGAGCGCCGGCCUCGCUUUGCCCACUUCUGGCGCGAUUUCAGAGCAUGGGUCGAGGCCACGCAGCCCCGUGAAGACAGCCUGUCCUUGCAGAAGCUCAAGGCCAAGACUUUGCACCAGGCUGCCGUGAUGGAGCCAAAGGUUAUCGAGCAAGCCUUUGACACCCUUCAGAAGAUGCUGACCCGCCUGGGGCUGAUGUCUGCCAGCGGAGUGCUGCUCGCCUCAAGCUCUGGGCGUGUGAUCAUAGCUGACGAGAAGGGGUUCUCUUCUAGGAGCGACGUCCUCACUCAGAUGCGCGGGAUCAUUACUCAAAGUGGUCGCUCGAAGGCUGCUACAGUGUCAGCAGUCACGAGCUUUGAGCACAUUACGGUAUGCUCGUGGCUGCCUAUGCAAGGUCAGCCACUGCCGGUUGGAGUCAUUGUCCCUCAGAAGCGCCUGCAUGAAUCCUUUUCGCGCAUCUGGCCCGAGGCGGAGCUGUUUGCAAACCCUGGCGGCAGCCAAACUGCGGCUAGCUUUGUGCAGAUGCUGGAAAGGUUACUGGAGCGGUAUGGCGUGGAGCUCUUCGUCUUGCCCAGUUAUUCUACAGCAGCUCUCUGCGCGCUUGACCAGCAGCCUCAUAGCAUCAUGAGUGCGCGGUGGGCUGCUGUGAAGGCUCAGUUGUCUCGCCAAGGAAGGGACAUUAAUGUUUUCAUGGCAUUGAGCCUCAUUCGCAGGAUCGUCAUGGAGGGUCUGUCUGAGCAAAACCAACGUGCUGGCUGGGCAAGGUGUGGCUUUGUGCCUGGCGAGCUGCUGCAGAGAAAUGUGGUUCUAAAGGAGCGGUUUGAGGAGCUGUUUUCUUCAAAGCGUGCUGGCGCUGGCUUUGACGCAAAGCCGCAAACCAAGACUUCUGCGGUGCUGGGCUUGCUGGCGGCUGUGAGCCCAAAGAAGGUUCAUUGCUCCAAAGCAGGCUGCUCCCAGAAGGUGUCUCUGGCAGAUCGCUUCUGCGCGGCCUGCGGCGAGCCGAACACAGCUUUUUCAGAAGAGGCUGCUGAGCUAGUCCGAUCUGGCCGAAGAAGUGGUUGGUACAAGCCGCCUGCUCCGUCCGCCGUUGUGCCAGAAAAUGCAGCAGAAGAGAAGAUGGAGCGCGGCAUGGGGGACCUACUUUCCAAGCUGCGGAAGCGGGGCAGCCAAGCGCAGCCUGCAGAGUCUGACGCGUCUGCUCCUGCACCAGCAGCUCAAGGAACCUCUGCAGCUUCGGGUGAUCAGCCCAUCGUGCGAACGGAGUGGGACCUUGACAAUGAAGCAGACUGCAUUGAUUGGGUGCUGCAGUGCUUCAGCAGCGAGAAACGAAUGACGAAGCUGUUCUGGCGCUCGACACGGCUUCUCGGCAAGCUGGUGAAGUGGCAGGGACUGGAAUUCCCCGGGUUCCUGCGUGAGGAGAAGCAGAGCGCCAAAGCUACUGCAAGGCCAUGCUCUGUCGACCGUACGCAGCUCUUCGUCAGAACUGCGACAACCUGCGGCCCAGAGCUCAAGGAGUAG